UGCCUGUUGGCUUAGAUCACGCAGCUCAUAAACCCCGAGCUGACCUACGAUGUGAACGUUUCCAACCUUUGACAAAGCACAAUUUCCAGCCAUGGCAGACUUCAAUAAAGAUUGGCGGCGCGAAGAAGAUGAUGAUGAGGAGCAAGAACUCGAUGAGACGAGUUACAAGGCUCAGAAGGAUGCCAUCUUGCUGGCAAUUGAUGUGAGCAAGUCCAUGUUGGAGCCGCCGCCGCACUCGGAUUCCAAGAAGGCAGAUCGAGACAGUCCGGUACAGGCCGCAUUGAAAUGCGCAUACCAUUUGAUGGAGCAGCGCAUCAUCUCCAACCCCAAAGACAUGAUGGGUAUUCUCCUGUUUGGCACCGAGAAGUCCAAGUUCCAGGAUACCGAAGAUGGCCGAAGUGGCUUGGGCUACCCUCACUGCUACCUGUUCACCGACCUUGAUGUGCCUGCGGCAGAUGACGUCAAAGCACUCAAGUCUCUGGUUGAGGAAGGGGAGGACGAUGAUGAGGUGCUGACUCCCUCAAAUGAGGCUGUCAGCAUGUCCAACGUCCUUUUUUGCGCGAACCAGAUCUUCACUACCAAGGCGCCCAAUUUUGGUAGCCGUCGCUUGUUCAUCGUCACAGACAAUGCCAAUCCCCAUGAAUCCGACAAGCAGGCGAGAUCUGCUGCUGCAGUGCGCGCCAAAGACCUGUAUGACCUGGGUGUUAUCAUCGACCUUUUCCCUAUUACACGCGGGGAUGAUAAGUUCGACCUUGGAAAGUUUUAUGAUGAUAUCAUUUACCGCGACCCAAUUGGAGAAGCCAACAUGUCCGAGAUUCGGACGUCAAAAUCGGGAGACGGUCUUACCUUGCUCAACUCCCUCACCUUGAACGUAAACUCGAAACAAACGGCGAAGAGAGCUCUUUUUUCGAACCUCCCUUUUGAGAUUGCACCUGGCCUGAGUAUAUCUGUCAAGGGAUACAACGUUGUCCACCGACAGACCCCGGCUAGGACGUGUUACAUCUGGCUGGAUGGCGAGAAACCACAGAUUGCUGCGGGCGAGACCACGAGAAUUGCCGAGGACAGCGCCAGGACCGUCGAAAAGCAAGACAUCAAGAAAGCCUACAAGUUUGGAGGCGAGUACGUAUACUUUACGCCAGAGGAGCAGAAAACUUUGAGGAAUUUUGGAUCGCCCGUCAUUCGCAUCAUCGGAUUCAAACCUAGAACAAUGCUUCCGAUGUGGGCAAGCGUGAAGAAGUCGACCUUCAUUUUCCCCAGCGAGGAAGGUUAUGUUGGAUCGACCCGAGUCUUCACCGCGCUCUGGCAGAAGCUGCUCAAGGAUGAUAAAGUUGGAAUUGCUUGGUGCAUCGUCCGGUCUAAUGCGCAGCCAAUACUUGCGGCGAUAAUUCCAUCCAAGGAGCGAUCUGACGACGAGUCGGGUACACCUUAUCUUCCUGCUGGACUCUGGAUCUAUCCACUGCCAUGCCAGGACGACUUGAGAGAUGUCAAGUCCUCAGGCGAGGUCGCCCAGAGCUCUGACGAGCUCAAGACGCAGAUGAGGACUAUUGUGCAGCAGCUUCAGCUCCCGAAGGCCAUGUACAACCCAACCAAGUAUCUGAACCCGUCAUUGCAAUGGCAUUACAAGAUCCUGCAAGCUCUCGCGCUGGAAGAAGAGGUCCCCGAGAAGGCAGAGGACACAACUGAACCCAAGUUUAAAGCCAUCAGCAAGAGGGCUGGCGGGUAUCUAGAGGAGUGGUCUGAGACGCUCGAGAAUGAAGCUGGCAGUGCCGCGUCGAAGAAGGCCCUGAAACGAGAAGCCGAUGACGACGAACUAGAUAGGCCAACGAAGAGGAGCAGGGCAACAUCGGAAAAACCAUCUGGUUCGUCACUCUCCAUGGCCCAGUUGAAGGCCUCCAUCGAGAGCGGAGGAAUUGUCAAGAUGACUGUAGCUCAGCUCAAAGAUUUACUGGGCGCGAAGGGUCUCAGCACGAGUGGCAGAAAAAUUGAAUUGGUCGAGAGGGUAGAGCAGUGGGUGGAGGAAAAUUCCAUCACGCCGCCACCAAGCGCUGAGGCUGACAAAGACAUCUGGCUGGGCGCACCCCCCUCAAGCCGCGGCCUGGUACUACAAACACCCCUGGGUCGCCAAUCCCACCAGCACCCGCACCCGCGUUCGCGCCGCCCGCGUCGUGAACAGCAGCCGACGCCGGCUUCAUUUGACGACGACUCGCUCGCCAGUUCAUCGCCGCAGCAGGAGCUAGAUUCAGCCGCCUACCUCGCCAGGCUUCUCCGUCUGGCCCGAUGUCGUCCAGGCUUCGCGCGACGCCGAAGCCACGCCAUGGCCGACUUCCUCGCAAGCUUCAACCUGGGCGCGCAAACUGCCACUCCGUCCAGUAACCGGCAAUGCCACUCCGUCGAAGACCUCCAGCUGCAUCUGCGCAGUGUCCUCGAUGCCAAGACGGCGCCGAACCGUGCCGAACAUGUGUCGAUGAUCAUGGAAUUGAGGGCGACGGUGCAGUUCACCAUCGCCCAGCCUCGAAUCGAGAAUCGUGAGGAUGAAGCCUCGAACAACAACAUCGAUCCGGCACUGGGAGGAGGUUCCUCGAUGCCUGCGCCCGAAGAACAGACCAGAGAGCAACCGCCACGGGUGGUGGAGGCCAACGAAGCGCUGGUGAACCAGCCACAGGACGACCCGAGUCUUCAGAGAUUAGUCGCAACGCACAUAAUCGAGGCUCUCGGCGCGAUAGACGGUAGUACCUGGGUCAACCGAGAGAUGUCGCGGGGGGCACAGACUUGGAAGUUUACAUUUGUGUGCAAUAAUUCCUUCCAGCAAUGGAGCCACCAGCACGCGAAGCACUCGACCAAGUUGGUCGUUGGCGAGUACAGCCAGAGGGAGCCAGACGCAACCCUUAGUAGUCGGCCGGCUUUCGAUUGUCGAGGCACAGUCAUGAUCGAGUUCGACCGAAAUAGCCGAGCCAUCAUCGUGAAAUACGACCACACGCCCCUGCACAGAACAGUGGCGGAGCUCUCUGAGUAUUUCAAGCCUGCUCCUCGUGUGCUUGGCCCGGGAGCUCAAAAGCAGCAGCAGCAGAAGACACCAAAGAAGCAAAAGGCCGACAAGAGAGCACAGGAUGAGCGGGGAAACCCCCGGAAGCGAAAGAGGAAGACUGACGGCGAUAGUCAACCCAUGUUGCCGGAAGCUUCAAUAAUGUCACUUCAGAAUCAUUCUGCGCAAGUGCCUGAAAAUGGACAAGCCCAAACCGCCCCUUCAUACCCCUUAGAUCGACAACCGCAAGAGGCGAGCUCAGGACAGAACCAACAGGCCACCACUGACUAUCCAGAAGAGCUACUGCAAGGAGAAUCGGUGUCGUCAACAAGUCAAUCACAGGCUCAAAAGGCUGACUCUCAGCCACCCUCUGGGGCGACCUUCCCAGUAAAAAUCUCAUCGACCGAGGCAGCGCGUCGUCGAGAGGCGGCCAUGGCAAUGCUCACUAAAGCCGGCGUGCCCCCAGAUUCGCUCUCGGCCGACCAGUUCAGUAUCUUCUCCAACCAAUCACCCGAACUUCAGAAGGAGUCGUUGGGUAUGCUUGUCAAAUAUGGUGCGGAGAGGCUGCGGAUUGUUCAUCCCAAUAACAAAGGGGGGGCAUCUUCUGCCCAGGCAAACACAUCGCCAGGUCGAAGCAGCCUGCCUACUCCGUCCGGACCCAUGACCACCAAGGAAUUGGUUCCACAAGGAGGAGGUUCCAGUGAUGCCGACACUGCAAACGGAUCUGCAGCAAACGUUGGAGACGAUGGAACGGCUGGCACCACACCUGAACCGACACCAACAGGGCGGCGGAAGCUAGGCAAAUCACGCAACGCCUGCUUCACAUGUAAGGGACGGAAAGUCAAGUGUCCUAGAGAACGACCUGUUUGCAGCGAGUGUACGGCGCAAGGCCUGGUAUGCGAAUUCGCGCCUCACGUACCGAGAAAGAAGAAGCCCAAAAAAAUGGUGCAAGAUGAAACGGCAGAAGAUGCAGAAGGAGACUACGUAGAAGACGAGGCUGACCAAGACGAUGCUGAGCCGCAUAUCCCUUCUCAGGAACAUUCGUCAUAUCCUCAGAUGUCUGAGAGUAACAUUCCUGCACUCGCCGUGGGUGCUCCAGCACAGGACCACCAUACUUCACAUGGCGACUACUUCCAUCCAAGCUCAGGCUCGGCCUUGACCCAGGACGAAGCACCCUCACUGGCGCAUCACAAUAUCACGGCAGAUCCGGGGCACACCUGCAAGACGAUAUCGGAACAGGUCCAGCAACUUGAGCACCACACGGUUCCAGCUGAGACGAAUGCAGUCCCUCCUACCCAUAACAGCUGGGGUGUGGGCGGUUCUGCGUCUCGUUCCCGACAUAAUCUUCCAUCUGAGCCCGUUCGUUCGGUGCCUCAAGACGUCCCCCCAGCGACCAACCAGCCCUCGUCAGAUUGGAAUACAAGCGCGAACAACAGCAGACCCGCAACAACAAUAGCCUCUGUAUCGCCACACAUGAUACAUCCUACGAUGCAUCAGAGACAUCAACCUGAAAAUCGCCACCAACCACCAGAUUCCGCUCCAGGUCCUGAUGGAUUGCAGGGCAUGCAGCAAAGCAUGUCAUGGGCACAGGCUGCGAUACAGUACCAGCACCAGCCGCCCGCUUCUUCUGCUGCUACAAUAACUCAGGGUAGAGUAUCCCCCUUCCAAGCCGCCGAGCCCCCCCGGGCCAAGUCGAGGCAGGGUCGCCGAGCUCAGUCGCGAACAUCAGUGGGUGACCAAACGGCAGCUGGGGGUUACCAGUCGCCUUAUACCCGGACUCAAACCAGAGCCAAUAAUUCUGGCAAUCACUCAUCGGAUAGGGGUGGAACUCCGAAACACAAUGAUUAUGGACGAUCUGGAGCUACCAACACGGUAGCGAGUAAGUCGAGCCAAAAGUCUGGUUAUGAACCAUACACGCAGUCACAGGCGGCUUCAAACUUAUCCCGGAUUGUCGAUCCUCCCAGCCGAGUUGCCAAGAUAGCGAUGUCGAUGUCUUCACAAGCCUCCUCAACAGUGGCCCCGUCUUACCAGACCUCGUCUUCGAACCAGCGGUCGGGUUCGCAACGCACAAACGACCCACCACACAGCUCUACGUCUACAUAUCAAAACCAAAAUACAUACUCACAGCCGUCUGGCACCAAGCCUGACUCUACUUCUCGACAGAGCUACAACACGCGAGCGAGUUCGCAGGCUACGCGCUCCGAGAACAAUUCUUUCAGCCACCAGCAACAGAGUUACUCGCAAUAUUCGGGCUCAACCCAACCUCAACAGCAGCAGAGCCAGACGAGCAACCAGUCGAACAGCCAGCACCAGAGCUGGUACGCAUAUAAUAAUCCGGGCACCAGUUCGUUUACAUCCGCCAACCAGUCAUCGGGGUAUAGCUGGAAGGCUCCAGACGAGAGUUGGUAGGGGGGCUAUGGUACAUAAGGCGACCGAAUGAAGGGACUGGACGCAUUGCGUAGGGCGUUGCGCACUUUGCUUUUAGUCCAUGGUUAAGAGGGUGACUUUUUCAUGGAUUUUGAUUCGCCAUGUUCCCAUGGUUCAUUUGCUCUGGGAAUCUUGAGCUGGGAUGCCGAUGAGGCUCGGCCGAUACGGAAUUGCAAUGUUUGCACUAGCGAUACCUUUUUUAGUCCCGUUAGUUUCCAGCGGGAAGGUGCAGGUUCUGAGAUUCAAUCAUGAUUAUCGUGGACAGAAGAAUAUGCGUAUUGAGUUGCGAUACUAAUUAUUAUCUCCCAUGGCGUGCAUCCAGCUUUUGCGCCGUCUAU
Messenger RNA from Ilyonectria robusta, 5787 nucleotides. RefSeq lists its product as uncharacterized. Gene Ontology annotation, molecular function: double-stranded DNA binding; damaged DNA binding; zinc ion binding. Gene Ontology annotation, biological process: cellular response to X-ray; telomere maintenance; regulation of DNA-templated transcription. The transcript has 6 exons. Lineage: Eukaryota; Fungi; Ascomycota; Sordariomycetes; Hypocreales; Nectriaceae. The record is from RefSeq and is a predicted model, not a curated record. Bases 92 to 5431 code for a protein of 1779 amino acids. Gene Ontology annotation, cellular component: Ku70:Ku80 complex; nucleus.